AAAAGAGAGCGGUCUGAAGAUGCGUAGCAUAACGAAACAAUGCCAUCUUCCGCAUCAAUCUCAUCGCCUUCUUCUCUUGCUCUGCUCUCACCUCGAACUCGAUCUCCACUCACUCCCAAAACCCUAAUCUUCUCCAGAAAAACCAGAAUCGAUCUUCCUUCUUCCCUUUCUGCUUCCCGGCGACCUCGCGAUUUCAUCAACGGGAGGGAUGAUUUCGAAGACGGUGCGCGGAGCUGGAACAGGAAGAUCAGACCGGAGUAUAGGUUCGAUGACGAGGAUUACGAAGAGGAAGACGAUCACGAGGAGGAGGAAGAAGAUAGAAGCUUGGAUCUUUUACUUAGGUUUGUGGAGAAUGUCUUUAGAAAGGUUUCAAAGAGAGCUAGGAGAGCCGUCCGAUCAAUCUUGCCUGUUUCGAUAUCCACCAAGCUGGUGGGGUUCUCAGUGAAUGGCGUACUUAUACUUGCGUUUUUGUGGAUCUUGAAGGCCUUUCUCGAGGUAGCUUGCACACUUGGGACUAUAGUAUUUACGAGCAUUCUACUUAUACGUGGACUUUGGGCUGGUGUAGCAUACGUACAAGAAAGCCGCAACAACAGGAUCAACGAACUCGCUGAUGAUCCUCGUGCAUGGAACGGGGUUCAACCAGCGUCCUGAUUAAAAUUGGCUUUAUACUUGAAUGAAAUCUCAAGUUUCUGACUUUUGAGAGCCAAGUUUGGUUUAGGUUCUUGGAAGGCAAUAAAAACACACCUGAGUUCUGAUUCAGAAAGCAGUUACAGUGGAUGAUGUUCCAGUAAAAGAACAAAAUGUAAUAUUUUGUAGCAUUUUACUAAGUCAGCUAUGGAAGCUUGGCAUGUAGCAUUUCUUGGUUUGUUAAACAAAUAAACAAUAUUUUAUAGAAUCACACCAUUUAUCUAUGUUACCUUUUUAGUUUUGUACAAAAUCA
Eruca vesicaria subsp. sativa (arugula) is the source of this 940-nucleotide messenger RNA. The record is from the annotation of a GenBank genome assembly. Lineage: Eukaryota; Viridiplantae; Streptophyta; Magnoliopsida; Brassicales; Brassicaceae.